Molecule: messenger RNA, 1650 nt
Organism: Dendronephthya gigantea
Lineage: Eukaryota; Metazoa; Cnidaria; Anthozoa; Malacalcyonacea; Nephtheidae
Product: major facilitator superfamily domain-containing protein 6-like
Exons: 1
Coding region: 21-1565 (514 amino acids)
Cellular component (GO): membrane
Source: RefSeq, a predicted model, not a curated record
AUCAGACAUUCAUUUCAAAGAUGUAUUUGGAAUUCGAUAAAAACCAUGGCUCGUCGACAUAUCGCUUCCUGUUGACACCGAAACUAUUCGUAUUUUUCUAUUCUUCAAGUCUGGGGUGUCUUAUACCUUUUCUGCCGAUAUUCUUCCGUCUCAAUGGUUUGUCUGCCAUCCAAACUGGCCUAUUGCUCGCUACGAGAUAUCUGAUCUUGUUCUGGUCUGCCCCAACAUUGUCGUUUUUGGCAAGCAAGACGAACACGCGAAAAUGCAUUCUGGUAUUAGCCGUGCUGUUCGGGGCUUUGGCGAACACGGCGUUCCUGUUCACGGCAAAAUAUCAAGGGGAAUCCAGGCCAGACUGUGCUAAAAUAAGUGGAACUUUGAACGAAACUCUUCUUAUAAAUAGCAGCGUUCAUGUGGAUCAAAAGCGUCACGUUUUAGACAAAGUAAACACGAACAAUUCUCUGCAUUAUCAUGCUGCCCACAAUCGGAGCAUCGAGCAGGAAAUAUUCGAUACAGUUGGAUUGAAAUUCGAUAAACAAUUUUUAACGUUUUUGAUCAUCGUGAUUGUGGGAACUUUCGUGUCAAGUCCUGCGAAACCGCUUCACGAGUUAGUGAGCUUUGCUAUAAUCAAAGAGCACAAGGCGAGCUACAAUGUACAAAGGCUUUGUGGUGUCAUUGGCUGGAGUGUGAUGUCAUUAGUUACCGCCGCUGUAGUCUUCAACUUGCCGUGCAGUUUUAAGCUAUCGCAAAACGUGUUCGACUUGCAUUUUGGAUUCCAUCUUCUUUUUACGACAACGGGUUUAAUAUUCGCAUUGAUGAUGCACGUUCCUGCUCGAAAAACGGCAACGAAAUUCAAGUUCUGUCGAGUGGUGAAGGUCGCUUGCAAGAACCCGAAUGUCAUCGUCGCAAUCGUUGCCAUGGCAAUUCUUGGCACAGCGCAGUCUGCGGUAUCGACCUACCUUUUCUGGUACGUGCAAGACCUCGGGGGUAACGAGCUACACAUGGGGUUGAUUGUGAUGGCAUCGGGAUUGGCGCAGAUACCCCUGUUGUUCCUGGCAAAAUACAUGGUACAUUGGUUGGGACAUGGCUGGAUGUUUUUCUUAUCCAUGUUCGGCUUCUCAGCGCGGUUCAUGUUGUACACAUAUGCCACCCAACCGGCGACAAUUAUCCCGAUAGAGCUCAUUCACGCUCUAACGUCAAGCUCGAUCUGGUUAACUUCAACCUCCCUUGCCGUUUUGGUAGCGCCAAUCGGCUUCGAACGAUCAAUGCAGAAUCUUUUCACUGCCACGUAUUACGGCUUGGGGAUGGGCGUGGGCGGGGUGCUGGUUUCGGUCGCGUACCAGCUGUAUGGCCCGGGGUCAGUCUUCGAAUUUGGGUCCGCGGUUUGCGCAGCAUAUUCUCUGGUGAUGGCUUUGCUGCAGUGCUUGAUAUCCCCGCCAGACGAGAACCACAGUUUUCCAAUCAACGGAGAUUAUUACAAAGCAGGAGUCGGUGGUAACAAUCAAUCCGACUGGCUGCUUGAAGCUUUGAACGCUGAGGAGGAGGAAAUUCAAUACUCCAGACCAUGAAACCGACUAAGCGAUCAGAUUUGAUUCUUGGAUUUGUGCCAAAUCUUUGUUUGCAUAGGAAUAUGGUUAGAUCCGUGCGAAUUAU